CGCCUAGCGGCCACACUGCAGUACUGCGGCAACCCAUGAUUCACAAUAAGCGACCAAUCACACGCUUGGAAAUUUGGUAUAAAUACCACGUCAUUUCCCUCCAGCGCCCUCUUUUUCCGUCGUCUGGUCAGACUUCCAUACGGCGUUGUUUCGUGCUCUCCCAACUCACUCGUAACGCAGGGAAAGCGGUCACGAUGUCCGGAGGUCUGGAUGUCCUUCAAAUGAAGGAGGAGGAUGUGCUGAAGUUCCUGGCCGCAGGAACCCACCUGGGAGGCACCAACUUGGACUUCCAGGUGGAGCAGUAUGUCUACAAGAGGAAAAGCGACGGUGUGUACAUCAUUAACCUGAAGAAGACCUGGGAGAAGCUGCUGCUGGCGGCCAGGGCCAUUGUUGCCAUUGAGAACCCAGCUGAUGUGUGCGUCAUCUCCUCCAGGAACACCGGACAGAGAGCGGUGCUGAAGUUCGCCUCUGCCACCGGUGCCACCACCUUCCAUGGCCGUUUCACCCCUGGUACAUUCACCAAUCAGAUCCAGGCUGCUUUCAGGGAGCCCCGCCUGCUGAUUGUGACAGACCCUCGCGCUGACCAUCAGCCACUGACUGAGGCUUCCUACGUCAACAUUCCCACCAUUGCCCUGUGCAACACAGACUCCCCACUGAGAUACGUGGACAUUGCCAUCCCCUGUAACAACAAGGGUAACCACUCUGUGGGUCUGAUGUGGUGGAUGCUGGCCAGGGAGGUUCUCAGGAUGAGGGGAACCAUCUCCAGGGAGCACCCAUGGGAGGUCAUGCCUGAUCUAUACUUCUACAGGGACCCUGAGGAGAUUGAGAAGGAGGAGCAGGCUUUGGCUGAGAAGGCCGUUGUAAAGGAGGAGUUCCAGGGUGAAUGGACCGCCCCUGCAGCGGAGUUCACUCAGCCUGAGGUAGCCGACUGGUCCGAGGGCGUUGCUGUGCCGUCUGUGCCCAUCCAGCAGUUCCCUGCACCUGCUGCCCCUGCUGUCAAGACAGAGGACUGGAGCGCUCAGCCUGCCACAGAGGACUGGUCCACUGCUCCUACUGCCCAGGCAUCUGACUGGGGUGGUGCCACUUCUGACUGGUCUUAAACCACUGACGUUGGCAACAAUAAAAGUGUUUGUUACACUUGA
This is a messenger RNA of Scophthalmus maximus (turbot), 1142 nucleotides long. It is a transcript of the gene rpsa, whose product is annotated as ribosomal protein SA. Gene Ontology annotation, cellular component: cytosolic small ribosomal subunit; ribosome; 90S preribosome. Gene Ontology annotation, molecular function: structural constituent of ribosome; laminin receptor activity. The transcript has 8 exons. Gene Ontology annotation, biological process: cytoplasmic translation; ribosomal small subunit assembly. The record is from RefSeq and is a predicted model, not a curated record. Bases 36 to 1100 code for a protein of 354 amino acids. Lineage: Eukaryota; Metazoa; Chordata; Actinopteri; Pleuronectiformes; Scophthalmidae.